AUGGCAAUUGAAAAUGAUAUAUUGGAAAAGGUCCACAUCGAAGAAGUCGUGUGGAGCGACUUAAAAAAUAACACUAAAAAGAAAGCAGCAAAAAUUAAUAAGGGUGCUAGAGGUACUGGUGGUGGGCCUGCUUUACAAAUCCGACUCUCUGAGCUGGAGGAGCGAGUCCUCAGUAUACUCGGGCCGCAAGCUGCUUCAGGUCUGAUGGGGGUGCCUGAAACUGGUUUUUUCAGGUUACAUUUUUUCUUGCUGGACCGUCAGACCAGCCUCAUGUACCAACACCGACGAAGACGCCACCGCCAGUUCACCAGGAGGAUAUUGCACCAGCUCAUCGUCAGCCAGCUCAACGAGGGCAGACACCUCGUCGUCGGCACGCGAAAUUUUCUCCGAAAAAAACAUGAGGAUGAAAUUGAACUCGAGAGAGAAAAGCUGCGCAUUAAAGAAAAAGAAAUAUAUCAGCACCCUUGA
This is a messenger RNA of Amyelois transitella, 468 nucleotides long. RefSeq lists its product as uncharacterized. The transcript has 4 exons. Bases 1 to 468 code for a protein of 155 amino acids. NCBI's taxonomy places the organism in Eukaryota, Metazoa, Arthropoda, Insecta, Lepidoptera, Pyralidae. The record is from RefSeq and is a predicted model, not a curated record.